AUGUCGAAAGUCGUGUACGAAGGAUGGAUGGUGCGGUACGGGAGGAGGAAGAUCGGCCGAUCCUUCCUUCACAUGCGGUAUUUCGUGCUCGAGUCGCGGCUUCUCGCUUAUUACAAGAGGAAGCCUCAAGAUAAUCAGGUCCCAAUCAAGACCUUGUUGAUCGAUGGAAAUUGUAGGGUUGAGGAUAGAGGAUUGAAGACUCACCAUGGACGCAUGGUAUAUGUUUUGUCUCUUUACAACAAGAAAGAUAAGUACCACAGAAUCACGAUGGCAGCUUUUAACAUACAGGAAGCUCUAAUCUGGAAGGAAAAGAUUGAGUUUGUGAUUGAUCAGCAUCAAGAGUCACAAGUUGCAAAUGGUAACAAAUAUGUAUCUUUUGAGUAUAAAUCUGGGAUGGAUUGUGGCAGGACUGCUUCCUCAUCAGACCACGAAGCUCAGUUUAGUGCAAAUGAAGAUGAAGAUGAUGCUCGCCCUAAUUUGUUACGUAGAACGACAAUUGGAAAUGGUCCUCCAGAUUUGAUAUUUGAUUGGACACGGGAAUUCAACUCAGAUGUAUCUAACCAAAAUGCCAUCAAUCAAGCAUUUUCUAGAAGGCAUUGGCGUCUUCUUCAGUGUCAAAAUGGACUUCGCAUUUUUGAAGAACUUCUUGAAGUUGAUUACCUUCCGAGGAGCUGUAGUAGAGCAAUGAAAGCUGUUGGGGUUGUGGAAGCCUCCUGUGAAGAAAUAUUUGAGCUUGUAAUGAGCAUGGAUGGAACACGAUUUGAGUGGGAUUGCAGUUUCCAGUAUGGUAGCUUAGUGGAAGAGGUAGACGGGCAUACAGCAAUUCUCUACCAUAGACUUCAGCUGGACUGGUUUCCUGUGUUUGUUUGGCCACGUGACUUUUGCUACGUGCGUUAUUGGCGCCGAAAUGAUGAUGGCAGCUACGUUGUGCUAUUUCGUUCUAGAGAGCAUGAAAACUGUGGUCCACAACCUGGAUAUGUGCGAGCUCAUGUUGAAAGUGGAGGAUACAACAUUUCCCCUCUCAAACCUCGAAAUGGCCGACCUAGGACACAGGUGCAGCAUCUUAUGCAGAUUGAUCUAAAAGGGUGGGGCGUAGGUUAUAUGCCAUCGUUUCAGCAACAUUGUCUUCUUCAGAUGUUAAACAAUGUUGCUGGGCUGCGUGAAUGGUUUGCGCAGACAGAUGAAAGGGGCGCUCCCCCUCGAAUCCCUGUUAUGGUCAACAUGGCCUCAGCUUCUGUUUCUUCAAAGAAGAGUCAAAAGUCACAUGAGUCUUCUAUUCAUCCUACCCCAUAUCUUGAUCAAAUUAAUAAUGCUAGCAGAAACUCUGCCAUGAUGGAUGAAUAUUCUGAUGAGGAUGAAGAAUUUCAAAUUGCUGAAUCAGAGCAAGAGGCUGAGGGAAUCAAGACUGAGAAUGAAGUUAAGAGAACAGCAUUAGAAGAAGAACCAAUUGAUCAAAUCGAUUUAUCCUGUUUUUCGAGUAAUCUACGCCAUGAUGACCGUGAUACUGCUCGUGACUGCUGGAGAAUUGCCGAGGGGAACAACUUUAGAGUUCGCGGCAAGCAUUUCUGUUAUGACAAAACAAAGAUCCCUGCUGGGAAACAUUUGAUGGAUCUUGUUGCGGUAGAUUGGUUCAAGGACACCAAAAGAAUGGACCAUGUAGCCAGGCGUCAAGGAUGUGCAGCGCAAGUUGCCUCAGAGAAAGGGUUCUUUUCUGUGGUUUUUAAUUUGCAAGUGCCUGGUUCAACACACUACAGCAUGGUAUUCUAUUUUGUGACAAAGGAAUUAGUGCCUGGAUCCCUCUUGCAGCGAUUUGUGGAUGGUGAUGAUGAAUUCCGUAAUAGUAGACUUAAGCUCAUCCCAUCAGUUCCCAAGGGAUCUUGGAUUGUGCGCCAGAGUGUUGGAAGUACUCCCUGUUUAUUGGGAAAAGCAGUUGAUUGCAACUACAUACGUGGUCCUAAGUACUUGGAGGUUGACGUUGACAUUGGUUCUUCCACCGUGGCUAAUGGAGUUUUGGGACUUGUAGUUGGCGUAGUAACAUCGUUGGUGGUUGAGAUGGCUUUCCUUGUACAGGCAAAUGCUGUGGAUGAAUUGCCGGAACGGCUGAUUGGUGCUGUCCGAGUUUCUCAUCUAGAGCUGUCCUCUGCUAUUGUUCCCAAACUCGAACCAGAUCCAUCUUGACUACGGGAACCAUUAACCCGUACACUGAUUUUGUACGAGUUAUUCUUUUAGAUAUGCACAUAUUUGAUUCCCAAAUUCUUUCUCAUCUCAUUUUAAGUUGAGUUUGGGUCUCCGUUUUGUAGUUAAAUUUCUUCACAAAAUAUGUCCAAAAAAUUACUGUAUAUUUUAUUGUUGCAUUACUCUGCGAUUAGUGAUUGCAUUUUCCCCUCCAUUGUUAUCACUAGCAUUUUGGGUGAAUAAGGAUGAAAUUGAAUUUGCUUAGCA
Tripterygium wilfordii is the source of this 2442-nucleotide messenger RNA. Its product is annotated as protein ENHANCED DISEASE RESISTANCE 2-like. The coding region runs from base 1 to 2178 and encodes 725 amino acids. NCBI's taxonomy places the organism in Eukaryota, Viridiplantae, Streptophyta, Magnoliopsida, Celastrales, Celastraceae. Gene Ontology annotation, molecular function: lipid binding. The transcript has 22 exons. The record is from RefSeq and is a predicted model, not a curated record.